This is a messenger RNA of Seriola aureovittata, 5710 nucleotides long. RefSeq names its product phospholipase D1a (gene pld1a). The transcript is spliced from 26 exons. The coding region runs from base 188 to 3352 and encodes 1054 amino acids. The record is from RefSeq and is a predicted model, not a curated record. Gene Ontology annotation, molecular function: phosphatidylinositol binding; D-type glycerophospholipase activity. Gene Ontology annotation, biological process: phosphatidic acid biosynthetic process; intracellular signal transduction; cell motility. NCBI's taxonomy places the organism in Eukaryota, Metazoa, Chordata, Actinopteri, Carangiformes, Carangidae.
GCCACACUUAAGAGACUUACAGACCAGAAGAGGCACAGAGCGAGCUGUCUGCUGCUGCUGCGUCUUUGUGUGUGUGUUAGUGUUGCUCUCCAUUUAAGUGAAGCCAAGUGGAUUGAUCAGACAACAUGUGGGCUGCACGUCCACAGAAAGAGCAGGUGCCCCCUGCUCUGGGGGCUGACUGCUAAUCAUGCUGGGUACGGCUCAGCCAACUACCAGUAGCCUCAACCUGGUGAACUCUGAAGUUUGUGACACCAUAGCGACCCCGGACGUCCACGACGGUAUCAAGAUGGCCGACCUCGUGGAAAGCUUGGACACCAGAGAGCUGGAUAUAGGGGAGGGAGAGGAGCCCGACUAUGAUGGAAACUACAUAGGGGACUGUCGUAUCCCAUUUUCAGCAGUGUACGCCACAGUGGGCUUUAAGGAGGCCAGUGCAAAGGUUUACCUCCCCACUGUGCCCAUUACUGCGCGGAUCCUGGAGGUGGAGAGAUUCACCACAGCUCAGGACCGCUUCAACCUGUCGCACCACAGGAGUGUCAACAAGUCUCUGCCAGCGGUGUUUAAGAUUGAGCUGAAGCACGGGGAGUUUACCUGGAUGGUAAAGAGGAAGGAGAAACAUUUCAUGGAGCUGCACAGAGAGCUGAGGACGUACAAGACCUUCAUGAGGAUACCUCUGCCCUCGCGCAGCCACACAGUGAGGAGAAGGACGAUGAGGAAGAGUGAGGUGAGGGAGAUGCCCUCCCUGCCGAGGGGAGGAGGAGACGAGCUGGUGCGAGACGAGCAGGUCUCCAGCAGGAGGAGGCAAUUAGAAGACUAUUUGAACAAGCUGCUGAGGAUGGCCAUGUACCGCAAAUAUCACCAUACUAUGGAGUUCAUUGACGUCAGCCAGCUGUCGUUCAUUCAUGACUUGGGACCCAAAGGACUGGAAGGGAUGAUCUAUAAGCGCUCAGGCGGACACCGUAUCCCCGGCAUGAACUGCUGUGGUCACAGCCAAGCCUGCUACCGCUGGUCCAAACGCUGGCUGGUGGUGAAGGACUCAUGCUUGCUGUACAUGAAGCCAGACUCGGGGGCCAUCUCCUUCGUCCUGCUGGUAGAUAAAGAGUUCAGCAUCAAGAUGGACUCCAAAGAAACAGAGACCAAACACGGAGUCCGGAUCGAUACCCUCUCCAGGACCCUGGUGUUUAAGUGCAGCAGCUACAGACACGCCCGCUGGUGGGGUCAGAGCAUCGAGAGCUUCGUGAGGAAUCAUGGGAAGGCUUUCCUGCGAGAUCACCGCUUCGGAUCGUUUGCACAGGAGGAGGAAAACAUCCCUGCCAAAUGGUAUGUGAAUGGAAAGACUUACAUGGAGGAUGUGGCCGACGCUUUGGAGGAGGCUAAAGAGGAAAUCUUUAUCACUGACUGGUGGCUCAGUCCAGAGAUCUUCCUCAAGAGACCUGUGGUAGAGGGCAACAGAUGGAGACUGGACUGUAUCCUCAAACGCAAAGCUCAACAGGGAGUGCGCAUCUUUGUGAUGUUGUAUAAGGAGGUGGAGCUUGCCCUGGGCAUCAACUCAGGCUACAGCAAGAGGACCCUCAUGCACAUGCACCCCAACAUUAAGGUGAUGCGUCAUCCAGACCACGUCUCCUCCUCCGUCUAUCUGUGGGCACAUCAUGAGAAGAUCAUUGUCAUCGACCAAUCGGUGGCUUUCGUGGGCGGGAUCGACCUGGCGUACGGUCGCUGGGACGACAGAGAGCACCGGCUGACGGAUGUCGGCAGUGUGACGCGCUCUGUGGCCCUGGAGCAGGCUGGCUCCACCAAUACUCCGUCCAGUAAAGGCGUGUCCGCUGUCGAUGGCGUCUCCCAGAGCAACGGACGAGGGACGCCGGCCAGCGAUCCGGUGGACUUGCCCAAGCUGAAGGGGACUGGUCGCAACAGGAAGGCUCGCUUCAGUCUGUACAGGCACCUGCAUAAACACACUCUGCAGCAUGCGGACAGUGUCAGCAGUGUGGACAGCGCAGGGAGUGGUUCUGUGCAAAGCCUAAAGACAGGUGUGGGAGAGUUACAGGGAAACACUCGCUUCUGGCAUGGAAAAGACUACUGCAACUUUGUCUACAAGGACUGGAUCCAGCUGGAGAAACCGUUCGACGACUUUAUCGACAGAUACACCACUCCCAGAAUGCCUUGGCAUGACAUCGCCUCGGUGGUUCAUGGCAGAGCCGCCCGUGACGUGGCCAGACACUUCAUCCAGCGCUGGAACUUCACAAAGAUCAUGAAACCAAAGUAUCGCUCUCUGUCUUAUCCAUUCCUGCUGCCCAAGUCUCACUCCAGCGCCACUGACCUCAGAUACCAAGUCCCAGACUGCGUCAAUGCCAAAGUGCAGGUGUUGCGCUCAGCAGCAGACUGGUCGGCGGGUAUAAAGUACCAUGAAGAGUCCAUCCAUAACGCCUACAUCCAGGUCAUCGCCAAGAGCAAACACUACAUCUACAUCGAGAACCAGUUCUUCAUCAGCUGUGCCGACAACAGGACGGUCUACAACAAGAUCGGAGACGCUAUCAUUGAAAGGAUAAUCAGAGCACACAAGGAGGGUAAGAAGUACCGGGUCUACGUGGUCACCCCUCUGCUCCCUGGCUUUGAGGGAGACAUCACCACGGGAGGAGGGAACGCCAUUCAGGCUGUCAUGCACUUCAACUACAGAACCAUGAUCAGAGGCGAGUACUCCAUCAUCUCCCAGCUGAAAAGAGAGAUGGACGACCAGUGGAUGAACUACAUCUCCUUCGCUGGUCUGCGGACUCACGCUGAGCUGGAGGGACGCCUGGUCACGGAGCUCAUCUACGUCCACAGCAAGAUGCUCAUUGCCGAUGACAACACAGUCAUCAUUGGUUCGGCUAACAUCAACGACAGAAGCAUGCUGGGUAAACGCGACAGUGAGGUGGCAGUGAUCGUUGAGGACUCUGAAAAGGUGUCUUCAGUGAUGGAUGGACAGGAGUAUGAAGCCGGACCCUACGCACUCCAGAUACGCCUGGAAUGCUUCAGGACCAUCCUCGGAGGUCACACUGACACCAGCAUUGACCUGUCUGACCCAAUCAGCGAUCGCUUCUAUAAGGAGGUGUGGAUGACCACAGCUGGCCGCAACGCCACCAUUUAUGAGAAGGUAUUUCGCUGCCUUCCUUCGUCUCUGGUGAGGAACAUGUCUGAGCUGGAGCACUUCCAGUCGAUACCAGGCUUGGCCCAGACGGACCUGACCCGCGCUCACGAGGAGCUGCGCAGAAUCCGAGGCUUCCUGGUCCAGUUUCCUCUGGACUUCCUGUCGGAGCAUAACCUCAUGCCCUCUGUUGGAACAAAGGAGUCCAUGGUCCCAACUGAGAUCUGGACAUAAAGGACGUGAAAACCGCCUACUACAACCUACUUACACAUCUGAACUGAACUGGUUCAUGAGCGAAGCCUCUGGAUCGUGCUCAUCAUCGAAUGUGUAAUAUUGGAUUUGCAAGAAGAGAGGCAGGUUUACAGCUCUCUUCAGGGCUGAUGUGACUGCUGGGAAUUGACAAAUCUCUCAAAUCUGUUUCUACUGAAAAACACUAAACAGUAGUUACAGCUUAAAAGGGGUAAGCACUAUGUUUUUGGGAUGUAUGAAGAACAGAAUUAUGUCACACUUGAGGACAACAGUAACUGUAACUGCAUUGGGACUGCAUCCAAGUUGGCACAUGAACUUGGGGUUUUUUGGGAAUCAAACUCAACUCUGGAUUUAACUUACAUCUUUGGACUGUUGGAAAAUCUCACGAGACAGUGAGGAUUUCUAAGGGACCAGGCUGGGGCUUUAGACAACAGUGCUGAUAAAUACUCAGCUCUUGGAUCAAGAUAGAACAAAAUACACAGAUGACGAUGCAUGUGAUUUACCGAGUUUGUGACGUAAGGUGCAUUAGUGCUAAACACGCUGUAUAUGAGCUCACGGGAGAGUUGUUAAGCUCGCAUAUGUGCUGCUUUAGACGGAUUGUUGUCUCAGUUGUAUCUUGUAGAUCUUUUCUAAUCCAAAGACAUGCGCUUGCUCUUCACCGUGGUCACACAUGCACGCAGACAAUUUUACCGGUCCAACAGUGGUGCAUGAUUUCCUAACCACGCUCGGAUCUUGUUGACACAGUUUCCAUGAUGCAUGUACCAAUCACAUCCCAUCAGAGGCGUUAUAUUUACUGUCAGAGGUGUUUUGUACGAGAUAAUUAUUGACAAAUGAGACAAGCUUUUUCCACUGUUCAAAUCAAUGUGAAUCAAAGUGAAGUUUGUACAAAAGCUAAUUUGAACAUUAUCGUGGCUAAGGAAGUAAGAUCAAAGAGGGAAUGGUCGUGUCGGAGGCUGGAUGAGACAAUCUGCCCACUAAUUCAAAGAAGCAGUUUCUUCUUUGCUCAACAGAUGGUGCUGGCUUCUUAAAAAUACCGUCUACAGUCAUGUAGCAGUUUGAGGCGAGACUUUCAGAUCUCCUGCCUGCUUUCCUCUUAGUCUUAUGGCGAAGGCUUUCUGUUAAGUAGUUUGUAAACAAUGAACAUAAAAACCAAUAUUUCCUGUAUAGCAUGCAGCUGAUGCCAGAGGCAGAUUUUUCAUAUGAAGAUACAGUUUGAAAUUGCUUGUUACGUUUCCAGGUUUCUGGCAGUUUCUAGUUGCGUUUUUUAUUUUUUACUUUUAUGUGACCUAUGAGGCAAUAGAUUUUUCUUUUUCUUUUUUUUUGUAUAUGUGAAUGGUUGGACUCUGUGUUGACUAAUUAGUUUAAUUAGUUUUUAUUUUUAACAUCUGCAAAGAGUGUCUUGUUUUGAUCGCCAACCCUCUCGAAUGUGAAGUUAAAUAACCAGUCCUGUGGAAUCCAGCUAUGUUCAGUUAUUGUGACGAACACGUAAAAUAUUAGGGCAUAUAAUUGGUUAAAGAUGUUCUCUGAGGUUAUCAAACAACAAAAGGCUGACGUUGGAGCUGCUUUGAAAGAGGAGUCCCGUGAAUCAGCAACAUGAAUCGCUUCAUUUGACUUUUCUGAUAAAAGGGAAAACACCUACAUUUAUUUAACAGAAGCAAUAAAUGCAAAGCACAGGCUCUGAUAAUGAAUUGUUUUUAUAUGGGACCAGGAAGUUAAUAAAUGUUAAGUGAAGAGUUAAUGUUUGGAAACAUUAUGCUGUUUGUUUCUUCAAAGACAAACCAGCUUUUCUUUAUUUCUUUAUUGAUUUCGACAAUAUUGCCAGCUUUGUUGAACCUUGCCAUCUUUGUCAGUGCAUUAUUUAUGGAAUAUGAAUCAUUUAACAUUCUUUAAACAUUUAUUGUUUAAAUGUAUAGCAUGGUUGUAUGGAUGGUUGUGGAUUUGUAAUUAAGCCUCUUUCUUUAUCAUAAGCAUCAUCAUCAUCAUCUGAAUCCCUUUACCUCAACGUCUUGCUUCCACUCUCUUUUUUUUUGUACAGUUGAAGGUAUUUCUAAUUUCUAUAUCUGUUCAUUUAACACAGUGUAACUCAUAAUUUAAAUGGCUAACAAAUAAAAAAUUAUCUUUUGAUUUUUUUUGUUUGUUUCAUCGCAUGAAAAUAAUUGAAAUAAGUACAUCUGCAUCAUACUGACGGGUGACUGGAGCAGGUGAAACUGCAUGGCUGUUCUGGCCUGAGUCCAUCACAUAAGUGCUUUUAUAGAUGAGAUUUUCCACUUCCGAGAGCACCAAGAUUUCUUGUGAAAAUAAAUAAAGCAAACAAAGACUUCUUUGUCCAACUGUUCACAAGAA